Quercus lobata is the source of this 93-nucleotide messenger RNA. Its product is annotated as hAT family dimerization domain-containing protein. The record is from RefSeq and is a predicted model, not a curated record. The coding region runs from base 1 to 93 and encodes 30 amino acids. The transcript is spliced from 2 exons. NCBI's taxonomy places the organism in Eukaryota, Viridiplantae, Streptophyta, Magnoliopsida, Fagales, Fagaceae.
AUGUUUGUUUGCAUUUGCAGAAAAAAGUUAUUUAAAAUUAAAGUUAAUAAAAUCAUAUUUAAGAUAGAAUAUGUCACAAAGAAGAUUAAGUGA